CGCGGCGCGGGGAGCAGCGGGGCCGGGCUCGGAGGCAUGCGGGGGCGGCGCUGAGGCGACAGCCGCGGAGGCGGCGGAGCGGACCCGAGCCAGCCGACAUCUUGUCCCGCGCCGGAGCCGCCGCGGCGGAGGAGGGAGGAGCAGGCGGCGGCAGCGCGGCCAGGGUUUCCAGGUGCAGCUAUGAGGAAACCUCGGAGGAGGUCCCGGCAGAACCCCGAGGGGAGACGUUCUCCCUCGCCCUAUAGCCUGAAGUGCUCGCCCACCCGGGAGACUCUGACAUAUGCCCAGGCCCAGCGGAUAGUGGAGGUUGAUAUUGAUGGACGCCUCCAUCGCAUCAGCAUCUACGACCCCCUAAAGAUCAUCACGGAAGAUGAGCUGACUGCCCAGGAUAUCACAGAGUGCAACAGCAACAAGGAAAACAGUGAACAGCCCCUGUUCCCUUCCAAGUCCAAGAAAACUCCCUCGAAAGGCAAAAAGAAAGAGUCAUGCUCCAAACAUGCACCAGGGGCAUCUUUCCAUUUACCCCAGCCCAGCUUCCGGGUGAUGGACUCCUUCAGCCAGCCAGAUGCCCCUCCUCUGCCUGCAGCAUACUACCGGUACAUGGAGAAGCCUCCUGAGGACCUCGAUGCAGAGGUGGAGUAUGACAUGGACGAGGAGGAUCUGGCUUGGCUGGACAUGGUUAAUGAGAAGCGGAAGGACGAUGGCUACGGGACAGUUUCUGCUGACGCUUUUGAGCUGCUGGUGGAUCGGUUGGAGAAGGAGUCGUACUUGGAGAGCCGCAACAACGGAGCCCAGCAGUCCCUGAUUGAUGAGGACGCAGUCUGCUGCGUCUGCAUGGAUGAUGAGUGUCACAACAGCAACGUCAUCCUGUUCUGUGACAUCUGCAACUUGGCCGUGCACCAGGAGUGCUACGGUGUACCCUACAUCCCCGAGGGCCAGUGGCUUUGCCGCUGCUGCCUGCAGUCCCCAUCUCGCCCGGUUGAUUGUGUUCUGUGCCCAAACAAAGGCGGAGCCUUCAAGCAGACCAGUGAUGGCCGCUGGGCCCAUGUUGUUUGUGCCAUCUGGAUCCCCGAGGUCUGCUUUGCAAACACUGUGUUCCUGGAGCCCAUCGAAGGGAUAAACAACAUCCCACCUGCUCGCUGGAAGCUGACUUGCUACAUCUGCAAGCAGAAGGGCAUGGGAGCUGCUAUCCAGUGCCAUAAGGUGAACUGCUACACUGCCUUCCACGUCACCUGUGCCCAACGGGCUGGUCUCUUCAUGAAGAUAGAACCCAUGAGGGAGACCAGCAUCAAUGGCACAACUUUCACGGUGCGCAAGACGGCUUACUGUGGUGCACAUUCCCCACCUGGUACAACAAUAAAAGGGUCUCUGACUGCUACCAGUGAAGGGGAGGAGGACAUCGCGAAGGAAGAAGGAGAGGAGGAAGACAGCGUCAGCAUCCCCAAGGGAUCCCUGAAGAAGAGCAAAGUGAAGUUGAAGCAGAAGAUCAGAAAGGAAGCCUGUGACCUAGCAGAUGGACGUUCAUCUAUGCCACUGGUGACAGUCACACAGAUCCCCUCUUACAGGUUGAAUAAAAUCUGCAGUGGACUCUCUCUCCAGAGGAAGAACCAGUUUAUGCAGCGGCUACACAACUACUGGCUGCUGAAGCGCCAGGCGAGGAAUGGUGUCCCUCUGAUCCGGCGCCUCCACUCUCACUUGCAGUCCCAAAGAAAUGCAGAGCAGAAAGAGCAGGAUGAGAAGACCAGUGCAGUGAAGGAGGAACUGAAGUACUGGCAGAAACUGCGGCAUGAUUUGGAGAGAGCACGGUUGCUCAUUGAGCUGAUCCGUAAGAGGGAGAAACUCAAACGGGAACAGGUCAAAGUUCAACAAGCUGCUAUGGAGUUACAGCUGACUCCAUUCAAUGUGCUGCUUCGCACAACUUUGGACCUGCUGCAGGAGAAGGAUCCGGCCCAGAUUUUUGCAGAGCCUGUUAACCUGAAUGAGGUUCCAGAUUACCUGGAAUUCAUUUCCAAUCCAAUGGAUUUUUCCACCAUGAGGCGGAAGCUGGAGUCCCACCUGUACCGAACCUUGGAUGAGUUUGAGGAAGACUUUAACCUUAUAGUUACCAACUGCAUGAGGUAUAAUGCUAAAGACACGAUUUUCCAUCGAGCAGCUGUCCGGCUGAGAGACCUUGGAGGAGCGAUAUUACGCCAUGCGCGACGGCAGGCUGAAAACAUUGGCUUUGACACUGAUGUGGGGAUUCACCUGCCCGAGUCACCCAAAACGGAAGACUUUUAUCGCUUUUCUUGGGAGGAUGUGGACAAUAUUCUCCUCCCUGAGAAUCGGGCUCACCUUUCUCUGGAGGCGCAAUUGAAGGAGUUGCUGGAGAAGCUGGACAUGGUGAGCACCAUGCGAUCCAGCGGUGCCCGGACCCGACGCAUCCGGCUCUUGAGACGUGAGAUCAACUCCAUCCGGCAAAAGCUGGCCCAGCAACAGAACAAGACCAUGCCAAACGGAGAGCAUGCCUCGCGGGAGGAGGAGCUGGACAAAACGCUAAGGGGAGAGCAGGACGAUGACGGGGAGAAAGCAGAUGACACCAAGCCCCCACAUCCCCCCACCCUAGAGCCCACGGGACCCGCACCCUCCCUGUCUGAUUUGGACUCUCUGCAGGACCCUCCAACGCUCAAACCCAUCAGUGAAAGCAAGUCCUUGAACAGACUGCAGAAGCGGAUGAAAUCGGAGGGCGAGCUCUUUGAUAAGAAGGCACUACAUAGGGAGAGCCAUGCUUUCCAGCGCUUGCUCAGUGACAAUGGGCUGAACGGACUGGCCCUUCAGGCCAUGGACGCUCCUGCCAGCCCCCCAUUCAGUGGUGUGGGCAGGCGUACGUCUGUCCUUUUUAAAAAAGCUAAGAAUGGGGUGAAGCUGCAGAGGGGCCUGGACUGUCCCCUGGAGAAUGGAGAGGACCACAGCCAGAGUGGACAGCUUUCCCCCUCCAGCGCGGAGGGCGAACGACAAGCCCGGAAGCGGCUGCGGAGUGGGAGCUGUAGCACAAGUGAUGGCGAGAAAUCCCCCAGACAGACAGGAGAAACAGCAGGAGUGACCAACGGCUUUGGGAAACAUACGGAAAGUGGGUCUGACUCGGAGUGCAGCUCUGGCCUUGGCAGUGGGCUGGCAUUUGAAGCCUGCAGCGGCUUGACUCCUCCCAAACGUAGUCGAGGGAAGCCAGCCCUUUCUCGGGUCCCCUUCUUGGAUGGUGUGAAUGGAGACUCUGAUUACAGCAGCUCAGGCAGAAACCUCCUGAUGCCCUUUGAGUGCCAUGCUGAACUGGAACCUUUGGAGCUCGUGUGGGCAAAGUGUCGAGGCUAUCCGUCCUACCCUGCCUUGAUAAUUGAUCCCAAGAUGCCGCGCGAGGGCCUCCUUCACAAUGGAGUCCCCAUCCCUGUCCCUCCCCUGGAUGUUUUGAAGUUGGGAGAGCAGAAACAGACAGAGGCAGGAGAAAAGCUCUUUCUUGUCCUGUUCUUUGACAACAAGAGAACCUGGCAAUGGCUUCCACGGGACAAAGUUCUUCCCCUUGGGGUGGAUGACACAGUGGACAAGCUAAAGAUGAUGGAGGGCCGAAAAACCAGCAUCCGCAAGUCCGUCCAGGUGGCGUACGACCGAGCAAUGAUCCACAUGAGCCGCGUCCGGGGAGACCACCCCUUUGUCACGUCAAAUUAUCUGUAGGGAGUCGGAAAUGCCCACUCUGCCCCAUUUUUUCAGACCCAGUGCUUGCACCUGUUGGCACAGUGGACCUUGCCAUGCACAGAAUGGUAGGGGAUUCCUCCCUGCCUGGGGGAGCGUGAUGGGGCAUCUGCUGUGUUCUUUUGUGUUCCUGUGAGAGAUGCACUAUGCCUAGCAGUGUGAGCAGCUCCUAUAAACAUGAUUCGUGCCAAAAAGCCUGUCCGGAAUCUUUCUGAAUGUGUCUCAUUGAAGAGCCGGCAGGAGAGGAAGUGAUCUAUUAGGCUGGACCACAAGAAAGACGCUGGUGAAGUGGGGGGGAGAUGCAGUCUGAUGGUUGGACAUCAUGCCCCACACCUCUUGGGUUUUUAGUCUGCAGCCAGCUCUGAGUAAUUCUCUGGAAUCCAUCACCAUUGUAAAUAAACCAGUACCCUUUAGUGGAACUCCUACUGGACUGUCUUGUGCCAAAUUUACAAUAACCAUCACUGGACUUUUUUAAUUUCUUUUUUUAAAUGACAUUGGUUGCCCCAUGGCGUUAACAAAUUUGCAGCCUACUGUUAUUGUUAUGACUCUCAUGCCUAUGUAUAUAUAAUAUGUUUUCAUGGUAGGUUUUCACCACAAUUAGAAAAGAUUGAGAUCAUAUUUUGAUAUCUCUCCCUUUCUCCUUACGCACACAUGCACAAAUGCACAGAGCUUUAAAUAUAAAAAACAAGUUCCCUAAUUUUAUUUUUUAUUUUUAUGUGUGUGUGACCUAGACAUUUAUAGUCAAUGGUUUCAUGUGUAAAUUUCAAUUUCAGUGACUAUGUGACAAUUCCAAGAACAUGUUCUUCAUAUUGCAUCUUAACAGAGUAUUGAGUCUGGGCAAGAAAAUGUCUUUUAUGUUUUUUUAACCUAAUUUUGGAAGUGUCUAAUCAGCUGGAACAGCUUGACAGACACUAACGUUGAUCAGGGCGGGAGGAAGACACGCCCUGUGGUGUCGUUUUAUGCUUAUUCAGUUUAGAAUAACUAGUUGGAAUGUCAGACCCCAAUUGUUGUCUUCCCUUAUUUUUUCAUGGACUGUCUUUUUAAAGUUUUCCUCCAGCUUGGUUUGGACUGGAUUAAAGCUGUGACUGGAUUUCUGCUAGCUGGAGCACAUAACCGUUUCACCUGUUCACAUCUCUUCCCUGCUCUGUGGGUCUCUAGCAUUUACGAUCCAUUCAAAACAAA
Molecule: messenger RNA, 4902 nt
Organism: Dermochelys coriacea (leatherback sea turtle)
Lineage: Eukaryota; Metazoa; Chordata; Testudines; Dermochelyidae
Gene: BRPF3
Product: bromodomain and PHD finger containing 3
Exons: 13
Coding region: 181-3702 (1173 amino acids)
Biological process (GO): regulation of transcription by RNA polymerase II
Cellular component (GO): MOZ/MORF histone acetyltransferase complex
Molecular function (GO): protein binding
Source: RefSeq, a predicted model, not a curated record